This is a messenger RNA of Strongylocentrotus purpuratus (purple sea urchin), 1204 nucleotides long. RefSeq names its product NAD kinase (gene nadk). NCBI's taxonomy places the organism in Eukaryota, Metazoa, Echinodermata, Echinoidea, Camarodonta, Strongylocentrotidae. Gene Ontology annotation, biological process: NADP+ biosynthetic process; NAD+ metabolic process. Gene Ontology annotation, molecular function: NAD+ kinase activity. The record is from RefSeq and is marked provisional.
CAGGCGAACCCGAUCCAUCAAUGCACCGGUCCCGUCCCCAUCCUUCGGUCCCAAGGCCAUGCUCAAGAGGGUUCCAGUCUCACAGAUAAUGCAUGUGACGGAUCCCUCUAGCCAGCGCCUCGUAUGGAAAGCCACUCCCCUCUCUGUGCUCAUCAUUAAAAAGAUCUUUGACACAUCGGUUUUGGGACCUUUCAAAGAGAUGACCAAAUGGCUUUCACAGGAGAAGAAUCUAGUGAUCUAUGUAGAAGGCAAAGUACAAGAGGAUGAAGAUCUGUUAGCCAACAAGGAGUUCUCUACCCUCAUGAAGAAAUUUAAAACAUUCAAAGAAGGUGAUGACCUGAGCGAUAGGAUAGACUUCAUCAUCUGCCUGGGAGGAGAUGGCACCCUUCUCUGGGCAUCCUCGUUGUUCCAGGAGGGCAGCGUACCUCCCGUCAUGGCCUAUCACUUAGGAUCCCUAGGAUUCCUCACACCGUUUGAGUUUGAAGAUUUCAAGGAAUCCGUCAAUGUCUUCCUAGAAGGUAAUGCAGCUGUCACGUUAAGAAGUCGACUGAAGUGUCUCAUAUUUGAGAACUCUGAGAUCCCCAAUGGCCUAGAGGUUGACAACAGUGAUGCCUUGAAACCUCCCAGCAAGAAACCCGAUCCACCCAACCUCAAAUUCAAAUUCCAGGUCAUGAAUGACGUCGUGAUAGACAGAGGUCCAUCUCCUUAUCUAUCAAACCUAGAUCUCUUCAUCGAUGGUCGACACGUCACAACGGUCCAGGGCGAUGGUUUAAUAAUUUCCACUCCUACUGGUAGCACAGCCUAUGCAGCAGCAGCAGGAGCCGCAAUGGUACACCCCAACGUCCCUGCAAUACUCAUCACCCCUAUCUGCCCACAUACAUUGUCCUUUAGGCCCAUUGUAGUACCUGCUGGUGUGGAACUCAAGGUUUCUGUUUCACCGGAUGCAAGGCAUACAGCCUGGGCCUCUCUGGAUGGAAGGAAUAGACAAGAACUCAAGAAAGGAUUCUGCUUGAGGAUCACGACGUCAGUCUACCCAGUGGCAUCUGUGUGCAGCAUAGAUCAGAUCUGUGAUUGGUUUGACAGCCUGGUGGAGUGUCUCCACUGGAAUGAACGGCAAACACAGAAAUCAUUCCGAUCAAAGAUCAAGGACAAAUCAUCAAACAACAACAACAAACAGAAUGGUGGCUCCAGUAGUCCAGACUGA